Messenger RNA from Funneliformis caledonium, 224 nucleotides. NCBI's taxonomy places the organism in Eukaryota, Fungi, Glomeromycota, Glomeromycetes, Glomerales, Glomeraceae. The record is from the annotation of a GenBank genome assembly.
AAAGUCCAUUUAUACUUACAAACAUUCAGAAUGAUGAAGAUGAAAAUAGUAAGAAGAUCAGAAGCAAGGGUCUAUCAAAAAAGUUAGAUAGAAAUCAUCCAUUAUUUCGAGACUUUUACAGAGCAUCUGUUGAUUAUUUAAAUUCAAGUGCUGCGAUAUUAAACAAAAAUUUAGAGUUUUAUAAUUCAAUUGCCUACACUGUUCUUAAAGGCGAUCAAGAACCC